Molecule: messenger RNA, 756 nt
Organism: Musa acuminata subsp. malaccensis (wild Malaysian banana)
Lineage: Eukaryota; Viridiplantae; Streptophyta; Magnoliopsida; Zingiberales; Musaceae
Source: RefSeq, a predicted model, not a curated record
GGUCCGCCUCGUUUGGUUCCGUCAAUGGUGCCGUCUCCAACGUUGUGCUGGUUUCCUGGAAAAUUGGAAGAGGUUUGGCAACGUGUCGUAGGAGAUAAAGAUGGUGAGAAAGCAGAUGGAGGAGGACGAGCAGCUGGCCACGCUGAUGAGAGGACUUCGAGGUCAAAACCUCACCGACGUUCAGUUUCAGAUGAGAACAUCCGGCUUCGUCUUGUCGAGGUACCAGCUGUGAACAGCAAUGAAGCAUUGCCACUUGUGUAUGAUCCUGACAUAAUUGCAUCCUACUGGGGAAAGCGCCCUAGAGCUGUUUCCACACGGAUUAUACAGCUGCUGUCUGUAGCAGGUGGCUUUCUGUCUCAUUUAGCUUGGGACUUGAUUAACAAGAAGAUCGCAGAGGUUCCUUCAUUUCCAGAUGAUGUUGUGAUGGCCCUUAUUGAAGAAGAACUUGGGCAGCCUUGGUGUAAAAUCUACUCUGAACUGACACCAUCCCCAAUUGCUGCUGCAUCUCUGGGACAAGUUUACAAGGGUUGCCUAAAAGAAACUGGCGAGUUGGUGGCCGUCAAAGUACAGCGGCCUUUUGUUCUGGAGACUGUCACCAUAGAUCUCUUCAUUAUUCGUAAACUGGGACUGUUUUUGCGAAGAUUUCCUCAGGAUGAAUGGGCUGCCCGCAUUUUUGAAGAACUUGAUUAUGUAAAUGAAGGAGAAAAUGGAACUCGCUUUGCUGAAAUGAUGAGAGAAGACCUUCCUCAGGUAUAG